UGCAGAGUUCCCUCGGUACCCGUCUAUCCAGGACAGCACCCAGCGGCACGAGCUGCCCAUGGGCACUGCCAUCCGCUGUGCGGGUGCCCGUGGGAGGGGCCCAGGUGCCCUAUCCAGGGCGAGUUGCUGCCUCACAGGCCCAGCCUGUCCUGAGCCCUGGGCCCGUCUGGUCAGCUUCCCCUGUCGUUAGUCCCCUGAACCAGGCCCGAGGGGGCUCCCGGAGAAGCUUUGGGUUCUAAGUCCCAGCCCCUCUCAGAGGAGGCGGGCAGCCAGAGGCUUCUCAGCUCGGAGCUCCGGAGCCAGAUGUAACAUUGACCUUAAAUGGUAAAAGCUCCCCAGAGUGAAGAGAGGCUGGCCAGAGGAGGAAGGGGAAUAACUCAGUUUUAGCCUGCGGAGCCCAGGCCUCUUGGAGCAUCUUUGGGGCUGACACAGCAGAGGUUCCGGGCACCCGCGGCCACUCCCGCCAGGAGGCUGCCAUGCCCCACAUUCCCGAGGAUGAGGAGCCCCCCGGAGAGCCACAGGCAGCCCAGAGCCCUGCCGGUCAAGGCCCUCCCACCACGGGAAUAUCUUGCAGUCCACCCACCAUCGUCCUGACUGGGGAUGCCAGUUCACCGGAAGGAGAAACUGACAAAAAUCUGGCCAACAGAGCACACAGUCCCCACAGGAGGCUUUCUCACCGACACUUGAAGGUUUCCACUGCUUCGCUGACUUCUGUGGACCCUGCGGGGCAUGUCAUCGACCUGGUAAAUGACCAGCUGCCAGAUAUCAGCAUCUCAGAGGAGGACAAGAAGAAAAACCUGGCGCUGCUGGAAGAAGCCAAGUCGGUGAGUGAGCGAUUCCUGACCCGCCGUGGGAGGAAGUCCAGAAGCAGCCCUGCAGAGUCCCCGUCAGCGAUUUCCCCAAACCUCAGCCCUGGAGCUUCUCCUGCACCUUCUCGGAGCAACUCACUCACUGUCCCCACGCUGCCCGGUUUGGACGCAUGCAGUGGCCCACAGUCCCCUCUACCUGGAGCUCCAUCACAGAAGGGGGAUGAGGCCGAAGUCUCUUCACCUCACCUUUGCGAGCCUACUAUCCCCAAAGGGCUAGCUGACCGGAAGCAGAAUGACCAGAGGAAAGUGUCUCAGGGCAGGCUGAGUCCUCGUUCUCCCACAGUUGAAAAAUCCAAAGAGAUUACAAUAGAACAAAAGGAAAACUUUGAUCCCCUCCAGUGCCCUGAGGCCACAUCCAAGGGCCCUGCUUCUGGCACAGGCAGUGGUGGGAAAAUGGCCCUGAACAGCCCCCAGUCUGGCCCUGCUGACAGCGAGCUGGGCAAGCUGCUCCUGAAGACAGCCAAGGAGGGUAACCCCCUGCCCAGAGGUCCAGCCCAGGGCUCUGGAGGCGCAGCUCCCCCGGCUCCCCAGGGAAAAGGCACAGCUGGAGAGCUGACAGUGCCCAAGGUUGGCUCCAAAGCGGAACUGCGGCCCCCUUCUUCCCGGCCGCCCCUGCUGCGGGGGGUCUCCUGGGACAGUGGCCCUGAAGAACCGGGCCCCCGGCUGCAGAAAGUGCUUGCCAAGCUGCCACUGGCAGAGGAAGAGAAGCGUUUUGCGGGCAAAGCCAGCAGCAAGCUGGCCAAGGCACCUGGACUCAAAGAUUUUCAGAUACAAGUGCAGCCUGUACGGAUGCAGAAGCUGACCAAGCUCCGCGAGGAGCACAUCCUGAUGAGAAAUCAGAAUUUAGUGGGGCUCAAGCUUCCAGACCUUAGUGAAGCGGCUGAGCAGGAAAAAGGGCUCCCUUCUGAACUCGCCCCAGCUGUUGAGGAAGAAGAGCUGAAGAGUGGACUGGACGUCAUGCCCAAUAUUUCUGACGUGCUGCUACGCAAACUGCGGGUUCACAAGUCUCUCCCUGGAAGUGCCCCUCCACUCACUGAGAAGGAAGUUGAGAACGUGUUUGUACAACUGUCCUUGGCCUUUAGAAAUGACAGCUACACGCUGGAGUCUAGAAUUAACCAGGCUGAAAGGGAACGCAACCUGACAGAGGAGAACACUGAGAAGGAACUGGAGAACUUCAAAGCUUCCAUUACGUCCUCAGCUUCACUCUGGAACCACGGUGAGCACCGGGAGACCUAUCAGAAGCUGCUGGAGGACAUCGCGGUCCUGCACCGCCUGGCUGCCCGCCUCUCCAGCCGAGCUGAGAUGGUGGGGGCCGUCCGCCAGGAAAAGCGCAUGUCGAAAGCAACAGAGGUGAUGAUGCAGUAUGUGGAGAACCUGAAGAGGACAUAUGAGAAAGACCAUGCGGAGCUCAUGGAAUUUAAAAAACUUGCAAAUCAGAAUUCAAGCCGCAGCUGCGGAGCCUCUGAAGAUGGGGUUUCUCGGACAGCGCGGUCCAUGUCCCUCACACUGGGAAAGAACAUGCCCCGCCGGAGGGUCAGCGUUGCCGUGGUUCCCAAGUUUAAUGCCCUGAACCUGCCCAGCCAACCUCCCAGCUCAUCACCCAUCCCUUCCUUAUCAGCCCCGUCGGAAUCACCCAAUGGGAAAGGUAACCUACCUGUUGUCACCUCAGCACUGCCUGCACUUUUGGAAAAUGGAAAAACAAAUGGGGACCCAGAUUGUGAAGCCUCUGUUCCCAUGCCGACUCCGAGCUGCCUGGAGGAGAUUAGCGAGGCGAUCAAGGCCAAGAUGCGGGAAGAAGCGUACAACAAGGGAUACCAGGAAGGUCUAAAGAAGACCAAAGAGCUUCAAGACCUAAAAGAGGAGGAGGAAGAACAGAAGAGUGAGAGUCCUGAGGAAGCUGAAGAGGCAGAAGAAACUGAGGAAGAGGAAAGGGACCAGAGAAGCAGCAAACUUGAAGAAUUGGUUCAUUUCUUACAAGUCAUGUAUCCCAAACUGUGUCAGCACUGGCAAGUCAUCUGGAUGAUGGCCGCAGCGAUGCUGGUCUUGACUGUUGUGCUGGGGCUGUACAAUUCCUAUAACUCUUGUGUGGAGCAGACUGAUGAGCCCCUUGGGGGAUCCACUUGCUCAGCAGCCCAGAGGGACUCCUGGUGGAGCUCAGGACUCCAGCAUGAGCAGCCAACAGAGCAAUAGGACACCUGACAUCCAGCCAGUGCCCUGUUCCAGCACAGCCCACCUUCCUUUCUCCAGGUAUAGUGCUGUGAGGCCUGGGUGUGGUCACACUGCCUCCAGCCCAUCAGGGAAUAAACAGGAGUUCUUUCACACUGGGCACCUCUGUGAGAGCUGUUCAUACACAGUAACUGAUGUUCUUGAAGGAUCAACAAAACUGCCCUGGAAAAGCAGCCAGUGGAUGAAGAAGUCACCUUCACAAAGGGACUCUAACAGAAGGGAAGGUCGCCUGCCCCUGGUUCAUAUGGCCAGGAAAACGAAAACACCUUCACUGCAGGGGAGUGAAGGUGUUUUCCUCUUUGCAGUAGGAAAUCAGGAAGAAUUGUGCCUAAGGCUAACUCUGACCCUGAGGAUCAGGCCUGGAAUUCGGAGUUACAACAUGAAUAUCUUCCCAUUUCCCAUCUCAUUCUCACUGACUCUCCUUCUGCCACUAUGGAGUCAGAGUUCCUCUUUACAGGAGUAGGAAAGUUUUCUCAGAAAAACAUUUAGGCUGAAAUUAGCUCUGUGUUUGAAAUGGGAAGAUAUGAAUUAAUAUAUAUGCAUCUGCGCGCACACACACAACACACACACACAUAGCACGCAUGUGCAUGAAGCCAACAACCCUCCAAAUCUAUGCUCUGGGUGUGUGUUCUGGAUAAAGUCAACCCACAGAUUUUCACUAGGUGUGGGGCAGUCACCAGGCACCUGUUCAAUGAACUCUCCACGUGGAUUUAAGAUGUUUGAAAAACACUGAAAACUCAUGGUUUCAAUGGUAAACUUGCUGAUCUCCAUUUCAAGUGCUAAUUCUAAGCUGCUGUAUAGCACAGUCUAUUCCCUAUAUGUUCUCUCCCAUUGAGGGCAGUUAACCCACCUCUCCAGUGAAUAAGGAGACACGGUGUGCUUUAGCUUCCGUGUGCCCAUGCAAGUGUGCAGCUGCACCUUAGUGCUUCAGUUCAAACGGAACUUCCAACCCAAAGAUAUGUUUCAGAGCAUUCCCAAUUGUUUCGCAUAAUCCUGAGAGAGGACGGCCCACCUUCAAUUUGACUUCUUGCUCCACCUUCACAGCCACUGCCUUCCUUCAUCCCUCAUCAGUUUUGGGGGCUCUUGGUUUCUGUGUGGGUUUUAUUGUGGUUCUGCUUUUGUUUUUGUUUAGUUGUUAAUGUUGUUUGUUUUUGUUGCUAAUAUUCAUAUAGAACUUACUAUGAGACAACCACUGUUCCAGAUAUUACAUAGGUAUUAAUUCAUUUAGUCCUCAAGAAAAACAAAAAACUAUGAGGUGGGUACUACUCUUCCCAUUUUCAGGCAAGAAAACCGAAGCACAAAAACCACAAGGAACUCUCUGAGGACACCGAGUUAGUAAAUCAUGGGGCUGGAACUCAAACCCAGGCAGGCAGGCCAGGGGCUGUGCUCUUAACCACUGCCUCUAACCACUGUGCACUAACUUGCCUCUGCCAAUGGUCUCCUAGCUGGAUGCCUUAUAUUCCAGUCCCUCUCCCCCAUGUGGCCCUCCAGUCCCUCCAAAUCAUUUCUGGUUCCCAGACUAACCUGUGUUCUCUCACAGCUCUGUUCCUCCACUCACUCAUUUUUCUUCUGCCAUUCUCUUUUCUUCAGGACCAAGCGUCAAAAAUCAUCCCCUCCAUAUGGCUUUAAUGACCUCCCUCCAACUCCCCACCAUACCCCACACAAUAGAACACACCCGCCUCUGUUCUUUCUUUUAAACAUCUCCAUUAUUGACCAUUACAACAGUGUAUCACAAUAACUUAUUAUGUGUCUGUCUCCCCUAGCAUUUUUUCCUCACAGACAAGAACCAUGUCUUACCCAUUCUCUGGGUAAGGGCCUAGCAUGGUGGCUAAUGCUUGGGAGGGUGUCAUUAAAUGUUGGUCCAAAGAACAAGAGAAACUUCGAGGUGGCAGAGAGCAGCCUGGGGACAGCUGAUAUUUUGCAUACUUCCCAAUACCAUCGCCACCACUGUCUCAAUAAGAAAAUAACAUCUUUAUUAGCCCCAACUUAUUCUAAUAUUUUUCAGUCUACUCUGAGAGAAAGCAGAAAGGAGGCCUAACUAGCAACAUCACUUCCAAGCUCAAGAACUGGGCUUGAUGUGACCCACUUUAAAGCAGCAUGUUGAUUUAAGGGGGGCAUCAUUUACAGUGGCUAGAAAAUCACUGCAAGUGAAGCCCAAGCCAGGGGUUGACCAAGGAUGUGCCAUUAAGGUAAAGAGGUGCAGAUCAAGGCAGGUGAACUCUGGGGACGUGGGUGGAUGGUUUACCCUGCCCCUUCCAGGGAGACCAGACACACUGAAGGAGUUUUAGGCCCUCGAAGCCGAAGACAGGAUUCAAAUAGAGCUCUUGAGAGAGUGGUUAUGAGACAGGAAUCUAGGCUGAAAUGUCCAGCCUCGGCCUCCCUUGAAGAAGGACCAGGCUGAGCUGGUCCAUUGUCUACUUGGCCACAGGGUUACACCUUUGUUUUCAGUUGAGAUAAAGGCCAGGGAAGGGGGUGCAGUGAGCUCCAGAACCUCCGCCUGCUCCACAGAAAGGCCAGAAAGAGUACUCCCAGACCAGGUCCUCACCCAACCUGCUUUGAGAGUAAGGAAGGUUGAGGAAAAGAAGGAGCAUAAUACAUUUCCAAGUGCAUUCCCGAAAAAGUAUGCGUUGGUAUUUCUUUUCUGAAAAGCAAAGAUUGACCUGAAGCAGUUGGAAAUGUUGCCAAAGCAGCAGUGAAAUAAAGAGAAACAGGCCCUGUACUUCCAACGGUGAUAUUGAUCUGAAAUAAAAGUUCCCCUCAAAACGCCUCUAAAGUCUGACAUUUCUGCUUAGCCCUGGGAUUCUGGGUGCUUAUUCUCAGUUGCAGAGUGAUGUGAUGUUUGUGUUAUUGAUGAUGUCACCUUCUAAAAGGACCUUCACUUUGCAGCUACUAAAAACCAAUAUGUAUUGCUCCCCAUGUAAAGCCUGGCAGAGUAAAUGGACAGGGAGAUGCGGAAUUUGUUGUCACUGGCCGUCAGUUCCUAAUGUUGUUAAUCCUCAUGCAGGUGUGCUAGCAUUGAACUAUAGAGUACCACGUGCCUGAGUUUGAAAAUAAAAGCACAUU
Molecule: messenger RNA, 6158 nt
Organism: Hipposideros armiger (great roundleaf bat)
Lineage: Eukaryota; Metazoa; Chordata; Mammalia; Chiroptera; Hipposideridae
Gene: IRAG1
Product: inositol 1,4,5-triphosphate receptor associated 1
Exons: 21
Coding region: 477-3059 (860 amino acids)
Source: RefSeq, a predicted model, not a curated record